Messenger RNA from Ceratosolen solmsi marchali, 3731 nucleotides. RefSeq lists its product as uncharacterized. The transcript has 3 exons. NCBI's taxonomy places the organism in Eukaryota, Metazoa, Arthropoda, Insecta, Hymenoptera, Agaonidae. The coding region runs from base 1 to 3642 and encodes 1213 amino acids. The record is from RefSeq and is a predicted model, not a curated record.
AUGUCGUUCAGCCAAGAGACAUGCCUGCCAGAUCCGGCGGAGAUCGAUAGUGAGGGUUCGAGCUGCGAGGAGCGAGAAUCCCGUAGACGAUUGCUCGGUGAUUCGGAAGGGCUGCCGAAAAAGCGACGGAAACAGUCGACUCCCGUGAAGUUCUCGACUUCUCUAAGCAUGGACGAUUGCGACGAGUCGGAAGAAGAGUCGGCGGGCGAAAUUCAGGGAGCGAACAAUCACGACCAACGCGAGUAUAAUCAGCAGUGCGAGCUGGAAGGUAAGCCGACGGCAUCGCCGGAUUCUAAAUCCACCCAAGGCCAUCCGACGAACAAAGACGUUAAUCUGAACAAUGAAUUUCGCUGCGAGUAUUGUAGUCAAUUUUUUGAUAGUCGCGUUACGCUCGAUGUGCAUCUCGAAUCCGAACAUAAUUUUAAUUUUUCGAGUAACAAUGUUGCGCUACACCAGCAUCAACAUCAGCAGCAUCAACAUCAGCAGCAUCAACAUCAGCAGCAUCAACAUCAGCAGCAUCAGCAGCAUCAACAGCAGCAUCAACAGCAGCAUAAUUCGCAACAACAACAGCAGCAGCACAAUCAAGGUCUCUCGAAUAAUAACGACUCGCCACUAAUGCAAACCCAAUCGCGAUCAAGUCCCGAAACAAUCGACCAUGCCGAACAGUCCAUUAGUCCAAUCAAUCUUUCGGGCAUAAGUAUUCGAAACUUCGCGACGAGCGCCUCUUGGUUAUCGGGGCAGGGGCAAAUACAAACGCAGACUGACUCUCCGCUGGCGAAAAUUGCCGUGCGGAAUAACAAUCACUUUCAAACGAUGCCUACGGGCUUCCCGGGCCCACUCGCACAAUUUCUACCAAUGCCCGGUUUCCCACUACCAGAUUCCACGCAAAUUCAAAGAGCGGCUAUGGGACAAUUUCCAAAGAUAUUCAAUCCCGAUGCAUACUGUGAUCUCUGUAAUAAGGAAUUUUGUAACAAAUAUUUUCUCAAAACGCACAAGGCGAACAAGCACGGCAUUUACGUCGAUACGACGCCCAACAGCCAAUCCCAAGGUAGCGACGGCGCCCCAUCUAAUACGUUUGUUUCAACCUCCAGUCCCGGCGUUAACAGCCUCCCAACCAAUAUGUGCAUAAAAGUGGCCGAUCAGCAAUCUCCCAGAAUCGAUAAUAAUGCAAUGCAACAACAGCCGGCAAUACCGUGCGAUAUCUGCCCGAAGCGCUUCAAAAGCGACGACUCCUUACGAAAGCACAAGCAGAAAAUCCACACAAAUCAAGGCAACGAUAGCAUCGACUCCACUCAACCGCCAAUGACUCGGCCCUCUUCGUCCGAAGAGGAAAGACACAGCCCCGUGGGUAUGGAGGCGCUUUUUAAACAAGAGUACUGCGUGGAUCAAGAGGAAGCAGCUUACGGAUUAGCUUCGAAGCUCGUCGUUGGCCCCGCGUCUCCCCAAAUCAAGGAAUCGCCAUUUAACGGAGAGCACUGUCAUCGCCUCGUCGGCGUUAUGAAUCCUGAAGCAUUUUGCGAAAUGUGUUGCAAAGAGUAUUGCAAUAAGUAUUUUCUUCGUACGCACAAGCUCAAACGCCAUGGGAUUUUAAUUACAGAUAGCGACAAAUCCCCGAGUAGCUCGAAUCCCGGCAUCACUUGGCAUCAAAUUCAGACAAGCCCGUUGAAUCUGAUAAUGACGGACAGCCUUGGCAAUGGAUCGGAAUCAGGAGAUCGCACCGAGGAAUACGCCUGCCGAUCUUGCGGCAUUCGCUUUCAGACGCUGGGCCUCUAUCAUUUGCAUGUCGAGAAAAUUCACGAUAAUGGGGGUCAUUCGUCGCCGCGAGCCGAUCACGAGGCUGAUUUAACGGACCAGCGAGCCGACUCGAUAUCCGAGGAUCUCCAAAAGCUGCAAACGAUGAUUUUACAAUUGAACGGCUUGGAGUCGAACAAAGCGGCCUCCUGUGCUCUAUGCGGCAAGGAUUACGACACACCGGCCGCUUUAAGAAAUCACAUGGUUGCGGAGCACGGAGUGAUACCUGAGAACCUUACGUCGGGCGAGCCCCAACGUGUACCGAGCGAAAAGUCAUCGCCCACGACGACCGUCGCGCAAGUAUUGUGCACCUUGUGCGAGAGGGAAUUCUGUAACCAGGAAGCACUAAGGAAACAUAUCGCUGAGGAUCAUCAACCGUUAACGCCAACGAGCUCGACCCCACAGCUACCAUCCUCCGUCACGUCCACCCCCAAAUCAAAUUCGUCCCAGCAAAUGGAGCGUAAGGCAAUUGCCUCAAUCACGCCCACAUCGAGCUACUGCGAAAUCUGUAAUAAGGAAUUGUGCAACAAGUAUUUCAUGAAGACCCACAUGCAGAAGAUGCACGGCAUCGAGAUCGAGAACGGCGCCCAAAUUGGCGGGGUCAUUUGCAACAUAUGCAAGAAGGAGCUCUGCAGCAAGUACUUUUUACGGGUUCAUAAGCAAAAUACCCACGGUAUUGUCGAGGAGGGCGCCGGCCUCGGCGAUCUCAGUCUUCGCUACAUCACGCACUUCACCGAAGUCUGCCCGAUCUGCAAUCGGCGCUUCCGCAGCUCCAAGUGGCUCAAGGUCCAUCUGCAGGGAGAGCACGGCAAAGCCGGUAUUGAAAAGUGGCGGGAAAUCGAGCAGUAUCAGCAGGCGAGCCCCAAGACCCCGGCACGCGUCCCCAAUAUCCCUAAGAGCGGCCAGCAUCAGCAUCACCUUCGGAUACCAAACGGCUUCGAGCCGGCGCAACAAUUAAGGACCGACCUGGCCAGCCUGGGUAAUCAAGUACUGUCAAAUUUCUUUGGCAACACGAGCGACGAUCAGCCGGCCCAAAACUACCGCUGCUCCCAGCUCCAUUGCAAUUUUUCCACCUCCAUUUUGCCCCUGUUUUUCUUACACGAAAGGUCCCACAGCAAUCAUCAACAUCAUAAUGAAGAGAGCGCGAGCCUGGAUAGCGAGAGGACAAUACAAUGUCCGAUAUGCAAUCAUGUAUUCGGGCAGCCUGAAAUGCUCCGCCAGCAUAUAAUAUCACGGCACCCGAGUCCGUUCCCAGGACUACUCUCCCAGUUCCCAAUACCGUUGCUCAACGACUUUAAUUUAAGCAACGAUCAACCGCCUCGUUAUCACGAGCGAGGCGAUUACGGGGACGCGAAGGAGGAUCUGCGCCAGCCUACUCCACCCCACAUCAUGAAUGAGAUCGACACGAACAAGAUGAAGAAACAGGAAGAGAACAAUGCUGUGCAGGUGAUGCCACAGGGGGCGUACAAGUGCGCUCAGUGCGGCUUCGCCACGGCCAAUCUCAAUCGCAUCAAGAAGCACAUAAGAAAGGACCACAAGAGCCUCGGAGAUCCCGCGGAGACGGUACUCACCGAGCUAACAAAAACCCUCAAAGACGUGGCGAACAAGCACAAGGUCCCGGCCAGCUACGCCAUGCCCCAAGACAUCAAUCUCACGCCAGACAAGACCAUUAUGCAACCGUUUAUCAUCGAGGAGAUCGAGAGUCCGCAUAAUGGCGGCGGCCCCGUUUGCAACAACAAGGACAGCUUGAACUCGGCCUCCAGGAGAUUCGCGCCAGCCCUCGUUUUCCUGCCGGUUAAGACAAGGGUUAACGGCGCCCUCACCAUGUCCUUCACCCUUAAUCCUGCCUGAGAUGCCUCGACCCCAAUCCCCAUCUGCACAGCCGGCGAAUCAUUGCACGAGCACGUGGUUACUGGUUCCUAAUUCAACAAUUAAUUAAC